AUGUUCCGUUCAACCCCUGUCUCUUACUGUGCCUUCUGUCAAUAUAAGAAAAUUAUUACCAUUUGAGAGUUACAUGAAUGCCACACACUGUCAUACUCUGUUCUGCAAAUCUUGCGUAUUUGUAGAAGAAAUAAUUAUUACUGGCUGUUAAUGUUUAGCUCCUGGUCAAUCUGAUUGAGCAGAGCUAUGAUCAAAGGCAUUUCAUUCACCCCAUCCGUUUCUUUGCCAUUGUGUAUCUUGGAUUAAUGUAGUUCAAGGUUCACAGUAUAAUGCUUCCUCUCGUUUUCAGUACUUUUACGGUAUGAUUUGGGAGAGUUUGGCCUGCUGUUUCUAAAGGUUCCAACGACACAGUUGGCUCUGUUUUAGAAUUGUUCUAAGGUCCAACCAGUGUGCUUAUACUGUUGGAAAAGGCAUGAACACCAAGGGGUCCUUUUCCCUAAAACCCUGGGGCUUUAUAUUAAAACAGUUCGCCAAGGUAUUGGACACUGAAGAAAUUGAUAUGGAAAGCUUACGCAAAUUAUGUUUCAGUGGUUGUCCUUGUGAAUCAGGUUACAGAUCUAUAUGCUGGAAGCUGCUGCUGAAUUACCUCCCUUUGAAGAAGAAAGACUGGCAAAUGUGGGAAGACAAACAAAGGGCACUAUACAAUCAGUUUGUACAAGAAAUGAUUGUGAAACCAGGUUCAAAUAUAGAUGAAAAGAAGGCUGAUGUUACUAUGGAAGAUCAUCCACUCAAUCCUAAUCCUGACAGUGAAUGGGGUGCUUAUUUCAAAGACAAUGAGAUGUUAGUACAAAUCGAUAAAGAUUGCAGACGUUUAUGUCCUGACUUGUUUUUUUUCCAAAAACCAACAGACUUUCCAUGUGAGGAAAUGGUUAAUGCCAAAACCAAAGUAGAAACUCUACGGAAACGGGUUGAACAAUGUGUGUUACAGUCAGAAACUGUUUCUCGUAACUGGUUAGGCAUCACAAAUAUGAUGUCUAGUCGGAAGAAAUCCCAGGAAGAAUAUUCUGUCUUAUCAGAAGGAAAAGAAGCCCAUUGGGAAGUUGUUGAACGUAUUCUCUUCAUUUAUGCUAAGCUCAAUCCUGGCUUAGGAUAUAUACAAGGAAUGAAUGAAAUUCUUGGCCCUAUCUAUUACACAUUUGUGAAUGAUCCUGAUUUAAAGUGCAGGGAAUUUGCAGAGGCUGAUUCUUUUUUCUGUUUUACUAAUCUGAUGUCAGAAAUCCGAGAUAACUUUAACAAAACAAUGGAUGAUUCUGAUUUUGGAAUUGGAAGCAUGAUGAAGCAGCUUAUGCAGAUGUUAAAAGAGAAGGACCCUGCAUGUGCUCGGAAGCUAGAAGAACAAGAAUUAAAACCUCAGUAUUAUGCUUUUCGAUACCUCACCUUGCUAUUAUCUCAAGAGUUUCCUCUACCAGAUGUGCUUAGAAUUUGGGAUUCACUACUCUCUGAUGAGAAACGGUUUCGUUUUCUUAUUACGAUCUGCUGUGCCAUGUUAAUACUCCUUCGUAGUGAUAUACUCAAAGAUGAUUUUCCCACCAAUAUGAAGUUACUUCAGAAUUUCCCCUACACUAAAGUUGAUGUACCAACUAUUAUUGCUAAAGCAUGUGAGCUGGAUGGAUACAGGUAGUAGAUAUCAGUGGGACUGUUUCUAUUUGGACUCCUGUUAUUGUUACUGUGUAAAGUUCGGGGUGUGUGGCAGAAUUAAUCCCAUGUCACUCUCUGUUCUGACUUGGCACCAACUACAACUAAAGCAUGGCUCUGCUAAUAUUCUUUCUAGCCACAUCAAAUUUACACCGCUACGUUUCCACACCACUAUGGCUUUAGUGUGCAAUUUUUACAUGCUCUCCUCUAUUCACCGUUGUUUAUACCUGUCUACAUACAAGCCAGUUUGUUCAAUUCUGUCAUGGUUAAAAUACUCAGCUCAUUUUGUUCAGCCAUGAUAACGAAACCAAACUUACUAACUAACUAUUGCUUGUUCAUCCAAAAACUGCAUCAGUACUUGUAACACAACUACUAAUACUAUUACUACUACUACCACCGUUUAAAUGCUAACACUAUAUUUAAAGAUGAGGCUUGCUCUCCUCCCCUGCCUUCUCAUUUUUAUACACAUCCCUUUACACAUGCACUAUAGCAACUGCAUGAAAAAAUUUGAGAUUGGGAAUGAGUUUCUGAAGUAUACGGCUUCAGGAAUAUUUUGUUUUGGUGGCGAAAAUAAAUACUAAAUUCUGGUUUAUUUUCUAUUUUGUAAGAACAUCUCUAAAUGUGUUGGUGAGUAGUCUGUGAUUCCAUAAGAACUGAUUACAAGAAUUGAUAAUUUCAAGUUCAGUUGUGAGUAAAGCAAUGUUUAAGUCUCUAAAACAUCAAGAAGUAGCUGUUUACGGUUUAUUUAAACACUCUAUUUGUAUUCUUUGAUGAUUUUUCAAUUGAUUUGGAUUGAUCCAAAUUUUUCAUUAAGAAAUUCACUUCAUUAUCACUAAUGGGCCACACAGUUAUUACAGUAAAGUAGCUGGGGAAGAAAUUAUCAUCAUGAGAAACUAUUCAAUUCUUUGUUUUAUUACUUUUUUUUUUUUUCAAUUUAGCCCUAGAUGAUAUUUUAAUUAUUUCAUCAAAUAAUUCAUUACUCUAAUUUAGUUUGACUGAAAUAAUCAAAUGUUUUAACUCCCUUUUAAAAAAAUAAAUGAAUAACAAACAGCACUAAAUAAUGACUUCUUUUUCUAGACUAUCCCAAAACCUGAUUUUUAUUGCUAAAAUAUGGCUAUAGUGCUAUUGGUUUUGAAAAGAAACUGAAAAGAGCCUACGUGAAUCUCUACUUUCAAUUGUGGAUUUAUGUUAGUAUUGCAGAUUCCCCUAAUGACAAAAAUAAAAAUGGUAACUGUUAUUAUCUAAGCACUAAAAUAUUCUGGAGAGUCCAUGUUUGGUGUGAGUAUGCCUACAGGUGUAGAUUUUAUACCACUGUUACUUGUUUUACAGUGAUUGUUGAUAUACCGACCUUUCUUUAGCAAGUCAAAUUUGUAAUUCACUGAAAAUGUCUAUAUUGAUAUACUAAGUCAUAGUUGAUGCUGGCUAGAUAUAUCAGCUAUUGGUCUACUGGCCAAAGUGUCAUAAGUUACUGUGCUGUGUUUAUGGCUAGCACACAAGUCAAUAUUCAAUUCAAAUGUACCCCUUGUAAGUACAUCUCACUGCUGUGAGCAGUAGGGUCAUAAUAUAAAUGACAAGUGUUCUGUUAGCUUGCAGUGUUAGCUGAGUUCAGUUCCCAGUUUAACACCACCUCCUGGCCCAUGGGUGCUUUUUCAGUUACACUCUGUUGUAAUAAUUUCAAUCAGGUCUCUGGUCUGAAGAUAACUUCCCAUUUAUCACAGGAACUUUGAAAAGAGUCAUGGCACUGCCAUUCCUCCUGUGGGGAAGCCAUUAAAAGAAAACUCCUACCAUAGGCAAUAACAAAGAGAGAAGGAACUUUGGUAUGUUUUUGUGGUAUGUCAACAGUACAGUGUUUACUGGAACCACUGCCACAACAACCUUGUAAGUUGUAUUUUGGAAUGCAAUGAUAGACUGUAUCUAGACUAUACAACUCUAUCGCCCUUGAACAACAAGCUUUAUACAUCAUGUAGAAACAGUAGAACAAUGGUAAAUGCUUUAUAAAUCAAGUGAAUAUAGCUUUGAUUCUCAAUUACAACCACUUCACUUGUAUUACUCAUAUUCAUGAAAACAUCAUGCACAUCACAACUCACUUUCUUUCACCUGGUAAAUUUGAGACUUUAUGCCUAUGUAAAAUAAUUAGAAUUACGAACUGUCUACCUAAGAGUAGUGGGGUGUAAAAUGCUCUUGAGCACUAGAAGAUAUCUAGUUUUAAACUGAGUUUAAUUUCUGCUGAAGCUGAUUUUGUCUUUCAUGAUAUAAUGAUCACAAGUUGAUUCAAUAUGUCAUACCUCUUCCCUGUAAAUGUUUGCCUUGUACUGGAGUUAACAGAAAUAAUUACCUUAUUAAUUGAUGCUAUACAGUGUAAGUUCUUCAAGAAAUUAACCAUGGUUACUUAAUUUAUUUCAUUUAGUUUUGUUGUUGUUUCACUCUGGGUCAGUCCUAAUAGAACAAACUUAUGAUCAAAAGCAUUCCAGCCAUGAUCGUUGGGAAGGGAAUAUUAUGUAUGUAUCUAUGAUUAUGAUAUUCAAAAUGUCCUUGCCAUUUUAAGACAGUAGGAUAUGAUUAGAAAGAGAUUUGGUUGCUAUAUCUAGCAGAUUAAGUGAUCACAUAGAGGAUCCCUCAUUAUAUCACACGUUUCUAUUUCCUUUCUCUUAUAAUUUUGUUUAUGAAAUUAUCAUUAUUGGAAUGGCAGCUAUGGUAUGACAUUAAAUUCUUGGUUAAUCAAAUCUUUAACAUGAUUUUGAGCCAAAGUUCAUUUCUGUUUGGCUCAGUACAUAUAAAUAUAAUGCUUUUAAAAAGGAAUAACCUUCUAUUGCAAAGUAAAUGGUGUCAAUUCUCUGAACCAAGGAUAAAAACGUCCCUUCUCACCUGUCUCAGAGCUGUUAGAUGCAUUACAGGUACUGCACUUACUCCUCUGAAUUACCCUUUGAUAAAAUGAAUAAAUGAAAAACAAAAUACCUUUCCCUUAGAUAUCAAUCCUUUUACUUUUAUGAUAAGUAUCGUUAGCAUUUGAACUUGGGCCACUUUUGGCUUCAGACUACAAUGUUGUAAUGAUUUCACACUGACAUUGGAUGCUUCUGAAUUAAAAUAGCACUUGGAGUGAUUUUUGCUUUCAUUCCUGCAGGAAUUGAUAACAUAAAUAAAAUUAAUAUGCAAAGAUUGGUUCCAUAAAAAAA
This is a messenger RNA of Octopus sinensis (East Asian common octopus), 4808 nucleotides long. RefSeq names its product TBC1 domain family member 13. Lineage: Eukaryota; Metazoa; Mollusca; Cephalopoda; Octopoda; Octopodidae. The transcript is spliced from 15 exons. Gene Ontology annotation, biological process: intracellular protein transport; activation of GTPase activity. The coding region runs from base 413 to 1621 and encodes 402 amino acids. Gene Ontology annotation, molecular function: GTPase activator activity. The record is from RefSeq and is a predicted model, not a curated record.